This is a messenger RNA of Erpetoichthys calabaricus (reedfish), 13773 nucleotides long. Its product is annotated as dynein axonemal heavy chain 11. The record is from RefSeq and is a predicted model, not a curated record. NCBI's taxonomy places the organism in Eukaryota, Metazoa, Chordata, Cladistia, Polypteriformes, Polypteridae. Gene Ontology annotation, biological process: microtubule-based movement. Gene Ontology annotation, cellular component: dynein complex. Gene Ontology annotation, molecular function: dynein intermediate chain binding; dynein light intermediate chain binding; ATP binding.
CGCAGCUCUGGAGUUAGCGGCGGCGCUAGCAGCAGGUGUGGUCUGCAAGGUCGAGGAAGCCGCUUAAUCAUCGCGUCGCUUCGAAACUCGGGAGGUUACAGCUGGUAUCCUCCUGACGCGCGUCUCAUUAGCGCCAUCGAGGCAGCCCGCGCAGGGAGAGCCGUCGCUUUGCGUCUUCAAGUCUGCCCCUCCAAGAUACACAUUCACAGGCAGCUAUGGCGGAGGAUGACGAAGUAGAGGUACCCAGCUUCAUGGACGACGAAAGAGUGCGGUUUGUAGGGAGCCGCCUCUGCCAGUGUUUAAAAGUAAGAGAGGACAGAUGGGAGAAGUAUAUCACUGUGGAAGAAAAUCAGAAAGUGCUAUCAGAUUUCUUGGAAAAAGACUGCUAUGACAGGCUGUUCUUCUACGUUUCGCCAGCCGGUACACUGACUGCCGCUGAGGAGAUGCUGUACAAUCUGAAAAGUAAAGCAGUCUAUGUUACAAAACAGAAUGCAGAAGUCAUCCUUGCUGACAAUUAUAAAAAAGCACUUGUGUUUGGAGAAUUGUCUGCUCUUCCUUUGGAACAGGUGACAAAUGCAAUUGAAAAGGUAUUGGUUCCAGUGCUCUUCAGUCAGAACAACCACAGAAAAUGGCCACUUUUCAUUUCCCAGGAUGUGACCCGGCAUGUUGAAAAUUUGAAAAAUAAGGUUGCAGUUGUGAAAGGCCAGUAUUCUGGAAGAACUGUUCUUCCUAUUCCAACAGUCACUUCAAAGAUUGAAGAUGCACAAAAUGAAUAUAUUUGCAAGCAAGACUACAGCUAUACAACUGUAGUACAUGCAAUUGAAACCAUGGUCAUAAGCUGGACGCAUCAGAUUAGAGAUCUCCUUAAAACUGAUUCAGCUCAACCACUGCUAGAAGGCUUAAACCCAAACCCAAAAACUGAGUUGGAGUUUUGGAAAGAACGCAAAGAAAAUAUGAUAUAUAUUUCAAAUCAGCUUAAUAGCCCCAUUGUUCAAAAAAUGGUCAGAAUAUUGGCAGUCUCAGACAGCACCUACUAUCCAACAUUUAAAGAAAUCUUUCAGGAUGUAUCAGAUGCUCUUAUUGAGGCCCAAAAUAUUGAGUUGCAUUUGAGGCCACUGCAAAAAUACAUUGAUCUUUUAUUAGAAGAGGAAUUUAGUAAGAUCACGGACUACUUUACCCCUUUAUUUCAUGUCAUAUGUCUGAUCUGGACCCAUUCCAAGUUUUACAGUAUUCCUGCUCGUAUUGUAGUGCUACUUCAGGAGUUUUGCAAUUUAUUGAUUGACCAGGCUAUGGUCUACUUAUCCCCUGAGGAUCUUCUUAAAGGUGAAGCUGAAGAAAUGCUGGAAAAAGUUCAAAUUGCUGUAGCAACAUUCACAGCAUUUAAGGAAUCUUUCUUAAAACAUAGGGAGAAGCUACCAAGUUAUGCUUUAUCUGGAGAGCAAUUCAGGCCAUGGGAUUUCCAUUCCCAGAUGGUGUUUGCCAGGUUUAACCGUUUUCUAGGCCGCUUGAUUGAGGUGCAGGAUCUUUUUUGCAAUAUUCUGGAGUUCCAAAAGUUAGAGAAGCUUGAAUUUGGGGGGAUCAAAGGAAGAAAUCUCAGUGAACAAGUUCAACUUAUCAACAAUGAGUUUAUGGAUUGUUGCAAAAUAUUCAGAGACCAUAUCUAUGAUCCUUUGGAUUAUAACUGUCAGGAAUUUGAGAAUGAUUAUCAUUGUUUUAAAGAAAAGAUUGCCGACUUUGAAAGAAGGCUUGGGACAAUUAUUUUUAUAGCAUUUACUGAUUGCUGUGGAUGGGAAUCUGCCUUCAAGCUUAUUGCUGUCUGUAACUUCUUCUUGGAGAGACCAGCUGUUAAGGAAGUUUUUGAUCCCUGUUACCCAACAUUGCUUUUGAUGGUUGAUGAGGAACUUGAUAAUUGCAAGCAACUUUACGAUUCUCACAUUCAACAGAUGGAAAAAGGUAUGGGGAUACUGAACAAAAACAUGCCUGUAGCUUCUGGAUGUCUUAAGUGGAUAAAAGAGCUCAAGGAAAGGAUUGAAAGACCAUGGUCAACCUUGACGUUUAUCCAUCAUGGGAGUGUUGAAGGUGCAGAUGCAAGAACAGUGUACCAGAGAUAUUUGGAAAUGCUCAGUUUACUGGAUUGUUAUGAGGAUAAGGUCUUCUCAGUUUGGUCCAGUGGCAUGGAUGAAAUAUGUGAGUUGAAUCUAGAUCAACCACUAUUAAGGCGAGACGUUUCCAGUGGACUCCUUUCUGUGAAUUUUGAUCCCAAGCUUGCAGCUGUGCUUCGAGAAGUGAAGUAUUUGAAGAUUUUAAGCCAUAAAAGCAUUCCAGAGGCAGCUCUACAGGUGUUCGAGAAGAGAGAAAGAUUUGUAAAGUAUAUUGGAAACCUGGAACUUCUUGUUACUUGGUACAAUAAGCUUAAGUUAACUACGUUGGAAGUAGAGUACCCCUUAAUUAGGGAUAAACUAAAAGACAUUGAUAACCAGCUACAAGUGGCCGAAGACAAACUUACAUGGCAAGAUGACAGCUGUUGGGAUUAUAUAAUAAAUAUGAAGGAUACUGUACACAGCCUUGAAAGAGAGGUUCAGAAGACAAAAGACAAUGUGGAAGAUAUUCAAGCAAUUAUGAAGUCCUGGAGUGAUCAGGCACUUUUUUGCAGAAAGGACAACAAAAAGGAUGGUUUGUUAUAUAUGGAAGAUAAGCAGGAAAAGGUUCAGAAAAGAUAUAGAUCUAUACAAGAAGAUGGCAAAAGAAUACAGAAGUUGGUUGAGGAGAACCUCAAUCUUUUCAAAGCAGAUUCUCUGUCUGAAUCGUGGAAGGCUUAUUUGGAGUUUAUGGAUGAAAUGGUCGUUGAUGGCUUUUUCAGUGCCAUUUUGUGCUCUUUGGAUUUCUUUAUUGAAAAUACAGAUGAUUUCUUGAGACUUUCCCCACUCUUUGAAGCUCAGAUGAGCCUGAAUGCACCUGAAAUCAUAUUCAAGCCCUCACUUGAUAAGGAGGCUGGUGAUGGAUUUUAUGAUGUGAUUGAAGAAUUGUUGAGUGAUAUUUAUAAAAUGUCAGCUCAAAUGGAGAGAUUAGCAGACCAUUUGGGAGUGAGCACCUACCAGCAUGACAUGGACAGUAUGUUGGAUCUGCAAGACUUACGUCAAGAAAUCCUGGAUAGAGUGACCAGUGUCAUAAAUAAAGCCAAAGAAUGUAAAAGUUCAUUUGACAUAUAUGCUUACCUUUGGGUGGAUGAUAGAGCUGAGUUUAUGAAGCAGUUUCUUCUAUAUGGUCAUGUUUUAACCACAGAGGAGAUAGAAGCUGCAGGAGAAGAGGUCUUACCAGAGAACCCUCCCAGCAUUGAACAGUUUAAAGAACAGAUUGAUAUCUUUGAAAGCCUUUAUGCACGAAUCAGUAAACUUGGCGACACUAAAGUGUUUGACAAUUGGUUUCGGGUUGACAUCAGGCAGUUUAAAACAAGCCUUUUGAAUACAAUUAAAAAGUGGAGUUGGAUGUUUAAAGAGCAUCUUAUGUCCUAUGUUAUUGACAGCCUUAAAGAACUAGAAGACUUUAUUAAAGAAGCUGAUGCUGUCCUUCUGACACCUGUAAAGGAGGGUGACUAUAAAGCCCUUGUGAAAACAAUGGGAUAUCUUCUGGCAGUAAAGGAUCACCAAGCCAGUACAGAUGAUCUUUUUGAACCUCUGAAGCAAACUAUAUCUCUCCUACAAGCCUAUGAUCAAAACAUGCCAGACCAGGUUUACAUGCAAAUGGAGGAGUUGCCAGAAAAAUGGAAUAACACUAAGAAAAUAGCCGUUUCAGUAAAACAUGAAGUUGCACCUCUUCAAACUGCUGAAGUCUCACUGAUUCGUAAAAAAUGUGUAGCAUUUGAAGUUAAACAAGUCCAGUUUAGAGAACGGUUUCAUAUGGAAGCACCUUUUAAUUAUAAUGCAGACAAACCAUAUUUUCUCUUAGCAAAGGGUAAUGAGGAGAUUACGAUUCUAGAAGAGCAAAUGUCAGAAUUGCAAGAUGCUUGUAAUCUUUUUGAAGUGUCAGUUCCAGACUGCAGACACCUCAAACAGUGCCGAAAGGAAAUAUAUCUUUUGAAGGAGCUUUGGGAUAUUAUUGUAUUUGUGAGGACUAAUAUUGAAGACUGGACUAAGACGAAGUGGAGAAAGAUUAAUGUUGAGCAGCUUGAUGUGGAACUAAGGAGGUUUGCCAAGGAAAUCAGAACAUUAGAUAAAGAGGUUCGAAGCUGGGAUGCAUAUACAGGACUGGAUUCCACUGUAAAGAAUAUGUUGACCUCUCUGAGAGCAGUGACUGAGUUGCAAAACCCUGCUAUCCGAGAAAGACACUGGCAACAACUCAUGAUUGCCACUAAUGUGAGGUUUUCCAUGAGUGAAGAUGCAACUUUAGAGGAUUUGUUGGCUUUGCAGCUGCACAAAGUAGAAGACGAAGUUAGAAACAUUGUGGAAAAGGCUGUGAAGGAGAUGGGGAUUGAAAAGGUUCUUAAAGAAAUCAGUCAGACAUGGACCACUAUGGAAUUUUCUUAUGAAGAACAUUAUCGGACAAGAAUUUUACUUUUAAAACCAGAUGAAGAACUAGUAGAAAUCUUAGAAGAUAAUCAGGUGCAGUUACAGUCUAUACUACAGAGCAAGUAUGUUGAGUACUUUAUAGAACAGGUUUCUAGCUGGCAAAAAAAACUCACAGUAGCUGAUGCUGUCAUAUUUAUUUGGGUGGAAGUCCAGCGUACAUGGUCACAUUUGGAAAGCAUCUUCAUUGGCUCUGAUGACAUUAGAAAACAGCUUCCAGAAGAUGCAAAUAGGUUUGAUGGAAUAGAUGUGGAUUUUAAGGAACUAAUGUUUGAAAGUGCUAAAACCAAAAAUGUAAUUGAAGCUACAAACAAACCUUAUUUACAUGAAAGGCUAGAAGAUAUUCAAAGCAGGCUAUCCAUUUGCGAGAAAGCUUUAGCUGAAUACUUGGAAACAAAGCGUCUUGCCUUUCCACGAUUUUACUUUGUGUCCUCGGCAGAUUUGUUGGACAUCCUUUCCAAAGGAGCACAACCUCAAGAGGUCGCUCGUCAUCUGGCUAAGCUGUUUGACAACAUGGCUGAUCUACAGUUUAAGGAAAAUGAAAAAAAGGAGAUGAUGACAACUGCAUUCGGAAUGUACAGUAAAGAAAAAGAGUUUGUUUCAUUUCAUUUGGACUGUAGAUGUAUUGGACAGGUUGAAACUUGGUUGAAUCAUUUGGAAGAAACAAUGCGUGAAACAGUUCGGCGUCAUAUUACUGAAGCAGUUGGAGCCUAUGAAGAGAAACCCAGAGACCAAUGGGUGUUUGACUACCCUGCUCAGGUGGCCCUAACUAGUUCACAGAUAUGGUGGACAACAGAUGUGGGCAUUGCUUUUGAAAGACUCGAAGAAGGUUUUGAAACUGCACUCAAGGACUACAACAAAAAGCAGAUUGCUCAGCUAAAUGCUCUCAUCAACUUACUAUUAGGAGAGCUUAGUCCUGGAGAUAGGCAGAAGAUUAUGACCAUAUGUACAAUUGAUGUACAUGCCAGAGAUGUUGUGGCAAAGCUAGUGGCUCAAAAGGUAACUAACUCGCAAGCAUUUGUUUGGUUAUCCCAGCUCCGUCAUCGCUGGGAUGAUGCUGAAAAGCACUGUUUUGCCAACAUUUGUGAUGCACAGUUCCAGUACUCAUAUGAAUACUUGGGAAACACUUCUCGUUUGGUGAUAACACCUCUUACUGACAGAUGUUAUAUUACUCUUACACAAUCAUUGCAUCUGAUUAUGAGUGGAGCACCUGCAGGACCUGCUGGCACAGGAAAAACUGAGACAACCAAGGAUUUGGGGAGAGCUCUUGGUGUAAUGGUGUAUGUCUUCAACUGUUCAGAACAAAUGGACUAUAAGUCUAUUGGCAAUAUUUACAAGGGCUUGGCUCAGACUGGUGCUUGGGGUUGCUUUGAUGAGUUUAAUCGAAUCUCUGUUGAGGUCCUGUCGGUGGUAGCAGUUCAAGUGAAGACCAUACAAGAUGCAAUUAAAAAUAAGAAAAAAAGGUUUUUGUUCUUGGGUGAAGAAAUUAUGUUGAAAUUUUCUGUGGGAAUAUUUAUUACCAUGAAUCCUGGCUAUGCUGGAAGAACUGAACUCCCUGAGAACCUUAAAGCACUUUUCAGGCCAUGUGCGAUGGUAGUGCCAGACAUUGAGCUGAUUUGUGAAAUAAUGCUUGUGGCAGAAGGAUUUCUUGAUGCUCGUCAUUUGGCUAGAAAAUUCAUAACUUUAUACACUCUCUGCAAGGAGUUACUGUCGAAACAGGAUCAUUAUGACUGGGGUCUCCGAGCAGUAAAGUCUGUGCUAGUUGUUGCAGGCUCACUGAAAAGAGGAGAUAAAGGCAGACCAGAGGACCAGGUAUUAAUGCGUGCACUGAGAGAUUUUAACCUGCCCAAAAUAAUAAGUGAUGAUGUGCCAAUAUUUAUGGGCCUGAUUGGAGAUCUUUUUCCUGCUUUGGAUGUUCCAAGAAAGAGAAACAUGGAAUUAGAACAAAUGGUGAGACAAUCCAUCCUUGAUCUCCGCCUACAACCUGAAGAGAACUUCAUUCUCAAAGUUGUCCAGCUGGAAGAACUUCUAACAGUGCGUCAUUCAGUUUUUGUUGUUGGAAAUGCAGGAACAGGAAAAAGCCAGAUUUUAAAGACUUUAAACAAGACAUAUUUUAAUUUGAGAAGAAAGGCAGUUUGGAAUGACCUUAAUCCAAAAGCUGUUACUACCGAUGAACUUUUUGGGUUUAUUCAUCCAGCAACACGAGAGUGGAAAGAUGGAUUACUAUCAUGUCUAAUGCGAGACCAAGCAAACAUAUUACAUGAUGGACCAAAGUGGAUUGUGUUAGAUGGAGAUAUAGAUCCAAUGUGGAUUGAAUCACUGAAUACUGUAAUGGAUGACAAUAAGGUUCUGACACUAGCCAGUAAUGAGCGUAUUCCACUUACACCCACAAUGAGACUUGUUUUUGAAAUCAGUCAUCUAAGAACAGCAACUCCAGCCACAGUGUCCAGAGCAGGAAUUUUAUAUGUUAACCCACAAGACCUUGGGUGGAAUCCAUAUGUUGCAAGUUGGAUUGAUACAAGAAGCCAGCAGUCAGAAAAAGCCAAUUUAACAAUUCUGUUUGAUAAGUAUGUCCCUCCUUGUUUAGAGCAAUUGAGGUGCAACUUCAAGACAAUUACUCCAAUUCCUGAAAGCAGCAUGGUUCAGACUCUUUGUUUUUUGUUGGAUUGUCUCUUAACUCCAGAGAAUGUUCCCUCUGACUCACCUCGGGAACUCUAUGAGCUUUAUUUUGUCUUUGCCUGCAUUUGGGCUUUUGGUGGUUCUGUAUAUCAAGAUCAUCUUAUUGAUUACCGAGUGGAAUUCAGUAAAUGGUGGCUUAAGGAGAUGAAAACUGUCAAGAUUCCAGCCCAGGGAACUGUUUUUGACUAUUACCUUGACUCAAAAACUAGAAAGUUUUUACACUGGAAUGAUAAAGUGCCUGUGUUUGACAUGGAACCAGACAUACCUUUACAGGGGGUGUUUGUGCACACUUCUGAAACAACCUGUCACAGGUUCUUCAUGGAUUUGCUUUUGGAUAAAGGCAAGCCAGUAAUGCUGGUGGGCAGUGCAGGGGUUGGAAAAACUGCAUUGGUUACAGACAAAAUAGCAGAACUUUCUGAUGAUUACAUAGUAUCAAAAGUACCUUUUAACUAUUACACAACAUCUUCAAUGUUGCAAAAGGUACUUGAAAAACCCCUAGAAAAGAAAGCUGGUCGGAAUUAUGGCCCACCAGGAAAUAAAAAGCUUAUUUACUUUGUUGAUGACCUUAACAUGCCUGCAGUUGACACAUAUGGAACAGUUCAACCUCAUACUCUAAUUCGGCAACAUCUAGACUGCAAGCACUGGUAUGACAGACAAAAGUUAAGCCUUAAAGAAAUUCACAAUUGUCAAUAUGUUGCUUGCAUGAAUCCAGCAGCUGGAAGCUUCACAAUCAAUACUCGGCUACAGCGUCAUUUCUCAGUGUUUGCCGUGAAUAUCCCCUCUGCUGAUGCAUUGGAUACAAUCUAUGGAAAUAUCUUGAGUUUUCAUUUCAAACAGCAUCCUUUCAAUCCAGCUGUGAUAAAAUCAGGAAGCAUAGUGGUCCAGGCAGCCAUCUGGCUCAGUCAGAAGAUGGUUCAGAACUUUUUGCCAACAGCUAUUAAAUUUCACUACAUUUUUAACUUGAGGGACCUUUCUAAUAUUUUUCAGGGGAUUUUGUUUUCAACACCUGACAGUAUAAAGCUGACAACAGACCUGGUUCAACUUUGGCAGCAUGAGUCUUCCCGUGUCUAUGCUGACAAACUGGUCGAAACCAAAGACUAUACCUUAUUUCAAAAGCUUCUCCUUGACACUGCACACAAGUACUUUGAAGGUGUAGAGGACCACAUUCUGCUACAGCAACCUCUGAUUUAUUGCCAUUUUGCCAAUGGAUCUGGAGAUUCUCGUUAUAUGCCAGUUAAAGGUUGGGAUGUACUCAAGAAAAUAUUAACGGAGACUCUUUACAGCUACAAUGAGCUCAACGCUGAAAUGAACCUUGUUCUUUUUGAAGAUGCCAUGCAGCAUGUGUGUCGCAUUAGCCGUAUCUUGGAAUCUUCUAGAGGUUAUGCCCUUCUCAUUGGAGUAGGAGGCAGUGGAAAGCAGAGCCUCUCAAGAUUAGCAGCUUAUAUCAGCUCCUUGGAUGUCUUCCAGAUCAUACUAAGAAAAGGCUAUGGCAUUCAAGACCUUCGGGUGGAUCUAGCCAAUUUGUACAUCAAGACUGGAGCCAAAAAUAUGCCCACUGUGUUUUUGUUAACAGAUGCCCAAGUUCCAGAUGAACGCUUCCUUGUUCUAAUUAACGACUUGCUGGCAUCAGGAGAAAUACCAGAGUUAUUCAAUGAUGAAGAAACAGAGAAUAUUAUCACUGGAAUAAGAAAUGAGGUCCGAAGUCUUGGCUUGCUUGAUAACAGAGAAAAUUGUUGGAAAUUUUUCAUAGACAGAGUCCGUCGACAGCUUAAGGUCAUUUUGUGUUUCUCACCGGUUGGUUCAACACUGCGUGUCAGGGCUCGGAGGUUCCCAGCCAUCGUUAACUGCACAUCCAUUGACUGGUUUCAUGAGUGGCCACAGGAGGCCUUGCAAUCUGUCAGCAGGAGGUUCAUUGAAGAGAUUGAGGGUCUUGUGCCAACUGUCCAAGAAUCAAUCAGUGUUUUCAUGGCCUAUGUUCACAGCAGUGUCAAUCAGGCAAGUGAGAAGUACUGUCAGAAUGAAAAAAGAUACAAUUACACUACCCCAAAAAGCUUUCUUGAACAAAUUGACCUCUACAAAAGCCUGCUGAGGAAAAAGCGUAGGGAACUUUCUCAAAGGAUGGAGCGCCUUGUCAGUGGAAUCCAAAAACUGAAGACAACUGCAUCCCAGGUGGAGGAUCUUAAGAGUAAACUUUCAUCCCAAGAAGUUGAAUUAAACCUUAAAAAUCAGCAUGCAGAAACUCUGAUCGCAGUAAUAGGGCAACAGACAGAAAAAGUGAGCCAUCAAAAGUUUGUAGCAGACGCUGAGGAGCAGAAGAUAGCAGCAAUGCAAGCUGAAAUAUCUAUGAAGCAAAAAGAAUGUGAAAAUGAUCUUGCUAGAGCUGAACCAGCCCUUGUAUCAGCUACUGCUGCUCUAAAUACACUUAACAAGGUGAACCUAACAGAGCUAAAGAGCUUCCCAAAUCCACCAGUUGCAGUAACCAAUGUAACAGCAGCUGUAAUGGUCUUGCUGGCUUCCCGAGGCAAAAUUUCAAAAGACAGAAGCUGGAAGGCUGCAAAGGUUUUUAUGGGAAAGGUUGAUGACUUCCUUGAAAUGCUAAUACGUUAUGAUAAAGAGCAUAUCCAUGAAAACUGUCUAAAAGUAAUUAAAGAAGAGUAUUUAACAAACCCUGAAUUUAACCCUGAUCGAGUUCGUACAAAAUCCUCAGCAGCAGCAGGACUUUGUGCAUGGGUUAUCAACAUUGUUAAAUAUUAUGAGGUAUUCUGUGAAGUGGAACCAAAACGAGUGGCUUUAUCAAAAGCAAAUGAGGAUUUGACUACUGCUACCGUAAAGUUGGAAUCAAUCAGAAAAAAGUUACUUAGUUUAGAUACUAAUUUACAAAGACUCACAACACAAUUUGAGGAAGCAACUGCUGAAAAAGUGCAUUGCCAGGAAGAAGUGACAAGAACCAACAAGACAAUAAAACUGGCUAAUCGCCUGGUAAAAGGUCUUGAGUCUGAAAAUAUCCGCUGGGCCCAAGCUGUGACAUUUUUUGAAGCUCAAGAGAAGACACUUUGUGGAGAUGUCCUGUUGGCAGCAGCUUUUAUAUCUUACAUUGGCUCCUUCACUAGACAUUAUCGACAAGAGCUAGUGGAAGGGAUGUGGCUUCCCUUCUUGAAAUCACAAAAGGUUCCAAUUCCGUUAACAGAAGACUUGGACCCAAUAUCUUUGCUGACUGAUGGUGCUACAGUUGCAGAAUGGAACAAUGAAGGUUUGCCUAGUGACAGGAUGUCAACAGAAAAUGCUACUAUUUUAACAAACUGUGAGCGCUGGCCUCUUAUCAUUGAUCCCCAACAACAAGGAAUCAAGUGGAUAAAAAAUAAAUAUAAAAAUGACCUCACGAUUGUGCGAAUAGGGCAAAAAGGAUAUUUAGACAUCAUUGAAAGAGCUCUAGCAUCUGGGGAUGUUGUUGUACUUGAAAAUCUAGAAGAAGCUGUGGAUCCAGUUCUUGAUCCACUGCUGGGGCGUAACACAGUCAAAAAGGGACGAUAUAUCAGGAUUGGAGAUAAAGAGUGUGAAUUUAACAAAGGUUUCCGAUUAAUCCUUCACACCAAGAUGGCAAAUCCACAUUACAAACCAGAAAUGCAAGCACAAACGACAUUAAUAAACUUCACUGUAACACAAGAAGGUCUGGAAGACCAGCUAUUGGCAGAGGUGGUUAGCAGUGAAAGACCAGAUUUGGAGAAGAACAAGUCUGACCUUACUAAGCAACAGAAUGACUUUAAAAUAGAGUUGAAAAGGUUAGAGGAUGAACUGUUAACACGGUUAUCUGCAGCAGAAGGGAAUUUUCUGGGAGACACAGUUCUUGUUGAAAAUUUGGAGACAACCAAACAAACAGCUGCUGAGAUUGAGCACAAGGUUAUUGAAGCAAAGGAGAAUGAAAUAAAGAUCAAUGAGGCUCGUGAGUUGUAUAGACCAGCAGCACAAAGAGCAUCUGUUCUUUACUUCAUCAUCAAUGACCUGAGUAAAAUUAAUCCAAUGUAUCAGUUUUCUCUGAAGGCAUUUAAUAAAGUCUUCCAUAAAGCUAUUGAGCGGGCUGAAAAAUCGGAAGAGGUGAAGGAUCGAGUUGUCAAUCUGACAGACUGCAUUUCAUACUCUGUAUUCCUGUACACCAGUCGUGGACUUUUUGAAAGAGACAAGCUCACCUUCCUGUCACAAACUGCUUUUCAGAUUCUUUUGAGAAAUAACGCAAUGGAUCCUCAAGAACUGGACUUCCUUUUAAGAUUCCCUAUUGAAAACAACAGUAAAAGCCCUCUGGAAUUUUUAUCUUCCCAGUCAUGGAGUGCAAUCAAGACAAUGUCCACAUUAGAUGAAUUCCGAGGACUGGACAAGGACAUAGAAGGAUCUGCAAAGCGCUGGAAGAAGCUUGUGGAGUCUGAGUGUCCUGAAAAAGAAAAGUUUCCACAGGAAUGGAAAAACAAGAGUUCUCUACAAAAGCUUAUUAUAUUACGAGCAAUUCGCCCUGAUAGAAUGACAUACGCAGUCAGACACUAUGUUGAAGAAAACAUGGGAUCAAAAUAUGUUGAAGGCGUUCAGAUGGAUUUUAUUAAAUCCUAUGAAGAGAGCAGCCCUGCUACACCAAUAUUUUUCAUACUGUCACCUGGAGGGAAUCCUCUGAAACAUGUUGAGUCUCUUGGUAAGAAGAUGGGCUUUACAAUUGAUUCUGGAAAACUCUAUAAUGUGUCCCUUGGACAAGGUCAAGAAACAGUUGCAGAAGAAAGUUUAGAAAAGGCUUCCAGAGAAGGCCACUGGGUGAUCCUGCAGAACAUUCAUUUAGUUGCCAAAUGGCUAGGAACCCUGGAAAAAUUACUAGAUCAUUAUUCUGAGAACAGCCAUGCAGAUUUCAGAGUAUUUAUUAGUGCUGAGCCAGCAGGAACACCAGAAGAGCACAUCAUUCCGCAAGGAAUUUUGCAAAAUUCCAUUAAGAUUACUAAUGAGCCACCGAGUGGCAUGUUAGCUAACCUUCAUUCUGCACUAUACAACUUUGACCAGGACACCCUGGAAAUGUGUGCCAGAGAACAGGAAUUCAAAAGUAUCCUGUUUUCUCUCUGUUACUUCCAUGCCUGUGUAGCUGAAAGACGCAAAUUUGGACCACAAGGCUGGAACCGAAGCUACCCAUUCAAUACUGGAGAUCUCACCAUAUCCGUGAAUGUGUUAUACAACUACCUGGAGGCAAAUACAAAGGUCCCCUGGGAAGAUCUCUGCUAUCUUUUUGGGGAGAUAAUGUAUGGAGGACAUAUUACAGAUGACUGGGAUAGGAGAUUAUGUAACACCUAUUUGCAGGAAUUCAUGCAGCCAAAUUUGCUUGAUGGGGAGCUUUUUCUUGCCCCGGGCUUUGUGGCUCCACCCAACUUGGACUACCCGGGCUAUCAUAAGUAUAUUGAGGAUUAUCUUCCUACGGAAAGCCCUGCACUCUAUGGCUUGCAUGCCAAUGCUGAAAUUGAAUUCCUGACAGUGACUUCAGACAACCUGUUUAGGACCCUGCUGGAGCUGCAGCCUCAUAAUUUAACUGUUGGAGAGGGUUCAACACAAACUGCAGAGGAGAAGGUGAAAAAUGCCCUUGAUGAGAUAUUGGAGAAGCUUCCAGAAGAAUUCAAUAUGCAAGAAAUUGUGCAGAAAACCACAGAACGCUCUCCUUAUAUACUGGUUUGCUUUCAAGAAUGCGAACGCAUGAAUCUUUUACUUCAGGAAAUCAGAAGAUCUCUAAGAGAACUGGAUUUGGGACUGAAGGGAGAGCUGACAAUCUCUUCUGAAAUGGAGGCCCUGCAAUCAGCUCUGUAUUAUGACAGUGUGCCAGAGUCCUGGAUUAAAUUGGCAUACCCAUCAAUAUAUCCCCUUGCACAAUGGUUUAAUGAUCUCCUUUUGCGAUGCCGUGAACUGGAUACAUGGACUCAAGAUCUGACCCUGCCUGCAGUGGUUUGGCUAUCAGGAUUAUUUAAUCCUCAGUCAUUCCUGACAGCAAUCAUGCAGAGUAUGGCUCGCAAAAAUGAAUGGCCUUUAGAUAAAAUGUGCUUGACGGUUGAUGUCACUAAAAAAUCCAAGGAUGACUACGGUCACCCACCAAGAGAAGGGGCCUACAUUCAUGGUCUAUAUAUGGAAGGUGCUCGAUGGGACAUCCAAAAUGGAGUCAUCACAGAAGCCAGGCUGAAAGACUUGACACCAGCUGUGCCAGUAAUCUUUGUUAGAGCCAUUCCACUGGACAGACAGGAACUGAAAAACAUGUACGAGUGUCCUGUGUACAGCACAAAAUCACGCGGCUCAAACUACAUCUGGACUUUCAACCUGAAAACCAAAGAGAAGCCUGCCAAGUGGAUUCUAGCAGGAGUGGCAUUAUUGCUGUCAGUGUAGAUAAUGGGGUCUACUUUAUAUGUUUCUUUAUGCCAUGACCAUCAUAAAUAAUUGUAUAGAUUUUAUAUAAAAGGAUUGCUUUAGGUACAAUACUUAUACAAUAAAAAUGAAAAAUAAAAUCUUUUAUUUUAAAAUGUUUGUAAAA